Messenger RNA from Dermacentor andersoni, 1053 nucleotides. NCBI's taxonomy places the organism in Eukaryota, Metazoa, Arthropoda, Arachnida, Ixodida, Ixodidae. The record is from RefSeq and is a predicted model, not a curated record.
UAUCUUUUCUUAUGCUGGAAAUUCGUACGUGGUUGCUUACGACGCCUUUUCAAAUUUCCCUGAGGUUUGCAGACCUUAGCGCCAUGUUCGCCAGGUACGGCGUACCUGUAGAAGUUUGCACGGAUAACGGACCCCAGUUUUCAAGCCAUGAAUUUGCCAGAUUUGCCAAAACAUACGACUUCAACCAUGUAACCUCCAGCCCCCGUUAUCCGCAGUCGAACGGCAUGGCUGAGAAAGGUGUGCAAAUCGUAAAGCGCAUCUUGAAAAAGACUCGAAAGGCGAGGGAGGGCUUCUGGCUGGGUUUACUAGCCUAUCGCUCAACACCACUGGAAGAUGGGCAUUCUCCGGGUGAGCUUCUGCAAAGAAGGCGACUUCGUUCUAACCUUCCUGACUUCGGUAGGGUGUCCCGGACACCUGUGAGGAAGCACCACCAAGCCAAGGCCGGGAAGCCUUUGCCAAUACUGCGCAGAGGCACGAAGGUGAGGCUUCAGGAUGCGACUGCGUGGUCCCCAAAAGCGAAGGUCGUUGGUGAAACUGCUCCACGUUCCUAUUUGGUACGAACGCAAGAUCACCGUGUUCUGCGGGGCAACCGCCGACGUCUACUUAGGACGGGUGAACAGUAUAGCGGUGAAAGUGAUGACGACUGCGAGGAGAUUCCACCAUGUGAAAGCUCCCGUGCGCCGGCACCUGCAGCACCAGCUGAACCAACAGCGCAAGCCUCCGAGACGUCAUCUCUAGAAACAGCCGUAGGAUCAAUGCUACCAGCAAGUGACGGCGAUCCUUCGCCUGGCAUCCAACCGACGCAUGCUACUAGGAGGUCGACUCGUGUCGUCCGGCCUCCCCAGAAACUUCAUUAUGAUGAACAUUUUCAGCAAGUGUCAUAAGUUUUGGCAAACGUGUAUAUGUAUCUAAAUAUCUCUUUUGUUUGUUACCUGAGGGAGGAUGUAUCGGACACGUGUACUGAUUAUAUCAGCGCGGAUGCGCAUCGGUGAUGCGCAGUAUGUACAGCGCGCUGCAUUCACGUCUUUAUAAGCCAUGCUCUCAAUAAACCUU